AUGGCCACCAACGACAUUACCAAGCAGCGUCUAUUGCGCCUCAGCAUCUUCCACUACAAGUCUGAGAAUAAGACUGAGGAAGAGGCACAUAACUAUGUCGCCGAUGUGGCAGCUAAGGCUGCUCAUAUUCAUGCCAAACAUGGAAUGCACUCUUACAUCCAGUACCACGCUCCCUCCGCUUUCCAAGAAGUGAUUCAGAACAUGAACAUCCAGAACAAACGAGGCUGGACUAUCGAUGACCACGAUUUUGCUGUCGAGUUCUACUUCCGUACCUUUGAGGAGGUUACUAAGGUCACUUUGGACCCUGAUUUCCAGGCUAUGCAGCAGGAGGAGGAGCCCUGGGUGUCGAAACACCACAUUGUGACUAGCUUAGGAUGGGUGGAGACUUUCGUACAGGAUGGUAAGGUCGUUAAUAUUCAGGAUGGAAAAUCGACCUUCCCUCAAUUCGCGGCUAUGACUGAUUUGUCAAGUCUGACCGGUGGUGGCGCACAGCAAUAG
Molecule: messenger RNA, 498 nt
Organism: Talaromyces amestolkiae
Lineage: Eukaryota; Fungi; Ascomycota; Eurotiomycetes; Eurotiales; Trichocomaceae
Exons: 2
Coding region: 1-498 (165 amino acids)
Molecular function (GO): oxidoreductase activity
Source: RefSeq, a predicted model, not a curated record